Molecule: messenger RNA, 1116 nt
Organism: Bombyx mori (domestic silkworm)
Lineage: Eukaryota; Metazoa; Arthropoda; Insecta; Lepidoptera; Bombycidae
Product: exosome complex component RRP43
Exons: 5
Coding region: 243-1094 (283 amino acids)
Biological process (GO): TRAMP-dependent tRNA surveillance pathway; U1 snRNA 3'-end processing; exonucleolytic trimming to generate mature 3'-end of 5.8S rRNA from tricistronic rRNA transcript (SSU-rRNA, 5.8S rRNA, LSU-rRNA)
Cellular component (GO): cytoplasmic exosome (RNase complex); nuclear exosome (RNase complex)
Molecular function (GO): mRNA 3'-UTR AU-rich region binding
Source: RefSeq, a predicted model, not a curated record
AUGGAACUAAUACGUCUUUGUGUCAACAUUAACAAAAAUCAAAAUCUGGCCUAAAGGUCUAAUAGGCCUAUACCAGGCCAUAAACUCCAAAAAAAAAACCAAAAAUCAAAACAAAGUUUGUGAGAUCCUUUAGAAAUUAAAGUAGACUUGAUUAUUGCUAAUUUAAAUUUACGUAUCAACUUCGUUUUUUUUUCUAAUAAUUAAAUAAAUGUAUCUUUAAAUUCAUAUCUCAUACUUUUAAAAUGUCCGAAGUAUAUAAACUAAUACAUCCAGUAAAACAUUUCAACGAUUAUAUUUCUAUCAAAACUAGACUAGACGGAAGAAACUUCGAUGAACAUCGGAACAUAAAGUUAAAUGUUAAUUCCAUAAAAACUGCAGAUGCAUCGGCCGUAGUUAAAUGUGGUAAUACAACAGUUGUAUGUGGAAUAAAACUGGAAUUAGCAGUACCAAAAGCUGAAGAACCUGACUUAGGUUUUUUAAUAACAAAUGUGGAACUACCUGCUUUAUGUUCUUCUAAGUAUAGACCUGGCCCUCCUUCAGAUUAUGCACAAGUUAUAAAUAAUAUUGUAUCAGAAAUUAUCAAAAAUUCUAAAUGCAUUGAUCUAAAAGAUCUUUGCAUUGUACCAGAUAAAUUAGCAUGGGUUGUGUACUGUGAUAUGGUGUGUAUUGACCAUGACGGGAGCCUGGUUGAUGCAUGCAUCAUAGCACUGAUAGCCAGCUUCAAAACAUUACUAUUACCAUCUGUUAAUUAUGACACAGAAACAGAAGAAAUAAAAGUAGAAACAAAUGAGAGGAUAAAUCUCAAAAUCCAUGGACUACCGGUAGCUACAAGCUUUGCUGUGUACGAACAUUUUCAAAGCCAAAUAAUAUUAUUAACUGAUCCAACAAAUUAUGAAGAAGAGAUGUGUGGAGGCAAUGGAUCAAAUUUAAUAAUCUCCUACAACAAAGGCUUAUUAUGUGGCAUUCAGAAAUUGGGAGGUGGUAGUUUAUCAACAGAAAAUAAUGAGGAAGCAAUAAGAUUAGCUGAACAACACACAAUAGCAGUGGAGAAAGUAAUCAAUGCAUGUUUAGAAGGAAAAGGAACAAAUAAAUAACAAUAUACUUAAUGUUAUUGUU